Tarenaya hassleriana is the source of this 1616-nucleotide messenger RNA. Its product is annotated as probable inactive protein kinase At3g63330. Gene Ontology annotation, biological process: protein phosphorylation; mitotic DNA damage checkpoint signaling. The transcript is spliced from 13 exons. Gene Ontology annotation, cellular component: nucleus. NCBI's taxonomy places the organism in Eukaryota, Viridiplantae, Streptophyta, Magnoliopsida, Brassicales, Cleomaceae. Gene Ontology annotation, molecular function: protein serine/threonine kinase activity; ATP binding. The record is from RefSeq and is a predicted model, not a curated record.
GAGUCCGAGAAAUCUAGGGUUCAUAGUAUAUUUUGUGUUCAAUGCUCAUCAUCCUCUACUGGGCGAUUAAGUGUAGAGGAGAAUCUCGGACGUGUUUGACUGUUUACAAGGAGGGGGGACCUCUGGCGGUUUUUCGAUCCCCAAAAUGCCCUCUCUGGAAUCUCCAGGAUCGCGCGCGCUCUCCCGGAAACGGGCUUUGCGAGACGGCGGUUAUGAAGGGCCGGAGGAAGUACCAGGAGGAUCGCUUACUCUGCGCUCUCGAUCUUCGAAUUCCCUUCCCCGGUAGGUAUCUUCAUCUGGCUGUUGCUGUAUCGACAGGCUUAGUUAGAAUCGUUGGGAAACUAUUUUAACUUUCGGAGACCUUAGUUUACCUGCUUUCUCUUGGACGCGGACGUGUUCUCUUGUUUCUAAGAAGUUGACCGGAAGAUUACCUGAUAGAGGAGAAUACGAUCUGUCUUUGCACGCCAUCAAUUGGGACAGAAUCGCGCAUCAACAUGUGCUUAAUUUUGAAAGUUUAUGGAGAAAUUGAUGUACACUGUGGACUCAGCAGAAACUUCUAGUGAGAAGGUUGAAGAAGCAAAACACAUCCAGAUGCUUCGCCCAUCUAAGUGGUGGAUAUGGUUGAAGACAACAGAUUCAGGAAAAGAGGAAAUGCGAAAUAUCAUAUGGCAGUUGUUGUUGGCUCUCAAAUCCUGCCAUGAUCGAAAUAUUACUCACAGGGAUAUCAAACCUGAAAACAUAGUAAUUUGCUUUGAAGACCAGAAAACAGGCAGAUGCCUAAAAGAAGUAGCAAAUGGAGAUCAGAACUUCAAAACCAAAGUGCGCAUCAUUGACUUUGGCAGUUCCCUGGAUGAAUUCACGAUGAAGAAUUUAUAUGGCUCCAUGGGACCUUCUAGAGCUGAACAAACUCACGAGUAUACUCCUCUUGAAGCUAUUCUGAACACUAGUUGAUACCGAGGACCGACCAGUAUGACAUUGAAAUAUGACAUGUGGCGUGUUGGUGUUGUGAUGUUAGAGAUGAUCCUGGGUUUGCCAAAUGUUUUUCAGAUAAGAUCUGUAACACGUGCCCUCUUAGAUCAACAUAUCGAGGGCUGGAGUGAUGACUUGAAAGAGCUUGCAUACAAACUGCGAUCACUAAUGGAGCUAUGUAUCUUGAUGCUGGGAUCCAUUCUAAAACGAGGUGGGACCAGUUCAAAGCAGGGUGGAAUUUCACUUGCUUCGUGGAAAUGCUCUGAAGAAUUUUUCUCUCGGCAGAUAAAGAGUAGAGAUCCUCUUAAGAUCGGGUUUCCGAAUGUUUGGGCUCUAAGAUUUGUAAGGCAUUUAUUACUGUGGGACCCAGAGGACAGGCUGAGCGUGGAUGAUGCGCUGCAACACCCAUAUUUCCAGCCUCAGGAUUGAUUGCAUUGCAUUUGCAUAUUAUAAGAAACAGAGCAGACAUGUGUAUAUCACUUCUUCAAUGUCUAUUUGCAUUUGGGUGUUCCACAAGUGUGAUCAGACUUUGGGAGGGCCCCGUAACACAGGCAUCGUCAUAUAAAAUGCUGGUUGAUGUUUGAAGGGAUAAUUGUAUAUAAAUACAUGAAUUCUUAUAAAAUUUUCAAAUAAAUACUUGAACUAUA